AUGGUACUGAUGGAAGAUGUGCAGAACGAAGAUGGCCAUAAUACUGUAGAAAACAGUAGUAGCGGUGGGGACAGUAGUAAUAAUAUUCAAAUGAGGCGAAUGAGGAAGACGCAACUGUCCAAGAGGAAACUUCUCGAGAAGAGGAAAUCUGAUGUGUUGAUUGCUGCUAAAUCUUUAGAUACAGAAAUUCAGAAUGUGAAAAAUCUAAAGCGAUUGUCGAUAGGUUCGAUGGAUUUGGUGAUUGACCCUGAGCUAGAGUUUAAGGUAAACAGCAGAAACUCGUAUUCUUCAGACUCCUCAAAGGAAUCACUACAAGAAUCGCUGCAUGAAAAGGAUGUUGUACGACUAGAACAAGAGGAAAAACAAGGGGACGAAGACAAUGAUGCAUAUGAGGAGGCGGAUACUACUAAUGCGGACGACAGUAUAGAUAUAACUCAAACAGAAUAUUUGCAUGAUGAAGAGACUUUGGAGAAAGAAAAGAUCUCCCGCAAUGCUUCUUCAUCCACUUCAUCUUCAGCAAGAGUAACGUCCAGGAAUAGAAGGCUCAGUGGAGUAAAGGCAUUGGCCCACGAUGUCGUCUUGGAUGUGACGGAUGAUCACAGUUCAAAAAUGGUCGAUCUAACUCAAAACUUGUUGUGGGUGCCCGCUAACCAACAUCCUAACGUUAAGCCAGAAAACUACUUAGAAUUGAUUCAGGACACAUUACAGAACAUUCAAAUAAGCACGGACCAGGACUCUGAUGAAAACAAAUUAGAACUGGGUAACAACCAUGUAAUUCCAAAUAGAAAACGCUCGGGUUCUGUAGUUAGAAGACCUUCUCGGUUGAAGACCUCGUAUACCAAGUUUGAUGAUGAGCUUCCUUCUGCAGAAAAACCACAAGAAGGAGAAGAGGAAGUGGAUAAACGAAUACCCCCAUCUGAAACUAAAACCGUAAGAUCUGUAUCUUUGAAGGAAAUUACUGAAGAGCUUACUAAGAUUUCCAAUAAUGCUGGUUUAACAGACUCAGAUGCGGUCACUUUAGCCAGAAGCUUGAGCAUGUCAGGGUCAUUUACUAAUGAAAGUCUUCACUUGAACAGCAAUAACGCCGAAAAUGAUAAUGAAUUUGCAUCAAAUAUGUUUAGUGAAACUGGGCGUACCAUACCGGAAAGAUCGUCUUUAAGGAGGUCUAAAUUUAACACGUAUAAAAUCAGGCUAGAGAGUAAUGGCCUUCCACAAGCAGCAAAACUCAAUAAUCUGAUGAAUAUACAAGCAAGUGACGAUCGAAGAAGUGCAUCAUCGCCUGCAUCUUGCAUGCAACUGCCUCAGGAGCAAGCAUCACUGAAUGAUUUCCAAGAGAUUUUUGACCAUUACAGAAGAGCAAGUACUGAUUGGAGUACUGAAAAUGAGAAAUACGCUGAUAGCACUAACUACUAUUCGGAUGAAGAAGAUUUAACACAUGCAUCCAUUUCUCAAGAUAGCAGCCUUUUAUCCACAGAUAGCUCUAAUAACAGUGUAUUGAUAAAACCACAUAAUACUGGUUCAAUGAUUUCUGAAAAAUUAGAUCAACAUGUUAGCUCGAACGAAAAUGAAAAUAUCAAUGGCAGCGAACUAAAUCAUGGCUGGUCAUGGUUGAAUUCUAGCAAUGAAAACCUGAACGGUAAUGAUCAAUCUUACGAGCGGCUAAUAGAUGAUAAAAAUGACCAUGAAGAUGUGGAGAAUGAAAAAGCCGACUUUGUUAAUUUAAGUGUAUCGAGGAGAGCAAAAUCUACCAAACGUGCUUCUGAAAGAAUAAAUCAUUCCAAAAAUAGACAUUCACCAAUUUUCCAGAUACAUUCUGAUGAGUCGAACCCCGUGGUACUUACUCCUUCAGUGGUUUCAUCAUCUCCAUCACAGUCACCUGAGCCUAUAGUACCUGCGAUAGCAGAGAAAAACAUAGAAUCGCCUACUGAUACCCAGCCCAGUACAAACAAGAAGAAUUCCUUGGAGAAACGGCUUGCCAGAUUAUUCAAAAGAAAACAACAUAGUGGUACUUGCAAAUCAGAUGUGAAAGUUACCAAAAAAAGUGUUAAAAAAGAACUGAAAAAGAAGACUUCGCACUCAAGUUUAUCCAAAUUUAGGAAAAGCCCCAAGAAAAAGCCCGAAGAAGCGAAAAGGAACCAUAAAUGUCCUUCAUCUCCCACCAAAACCACUUCUUCUGAAGAUAUAGAUACGGCAAGCGUCAUUGAACCUACUGUGCAAAGCUCACAUGCUUCCAGCAUUCUUUCUGACAGUAAUGCUAGCCGCAGUUCUGAAUUCGUGGUGGAGACAAUAAGCGAGUUAGACGGCGACGAUUCAUUUGAUAUUAGUGGUGGUGAUAUCAACUACGAUGUGGAAGUGCACUCUGAUGUAGGUAUAGAAACAACAGCUAAACCAGAGGGGAGUGCAGGAGAAGAGGGAGAAAAUAAAAUUUCAUCUCCUGCACCUCAAAUCUCGACAUUGCCUCCAAAAAAAUUAACAUUUGAAGAUGUCGUUAAACCGGAAUACCCAAACGCUCCAAUAAAAUUUACAGAUAGUGCAUUUGGAUUCCCAUUACCAAUGAUAACAAACUCCACAGUGGUUAUGUUUGACCAUCGUCUAGGGAUUAACGUUGAAAGGGCUAUUUACAGACUCAGCCAUCUGAAGCUCAGUGAUCCCGGGAGAGAACUAAGACAACAGGUAUUGUUGAGUAACUUCAUGUACUCUUACUUGAAUUUAGUCAAUCAUACUUUAUACAUGGAGCAAAUGGGCACUGAAGAUGUAGUCUUCAAUGGGGAUUCCGCUCUAGGAAUGAUGGACAAGAAUGAUUCUGAUGGCACGAUCUUAAUACCAGAUAUUUAA
Molecule: messenger RNA, 2835 nt
Organism: Saccharomyces paradoxus
Lineage: Eukaryota; Fungi; Ascomycota; Saccharomycetes; Saccharomycetales; Saccharomycetaceae
Gene: ZDS2
Product: Zds2p
Exons: 1
Coding region: 1-2835 (944 amino acids)
Biological process (GO): establishment of cell polarity; positive regulation of G2/M transition of mitotic cell cycle
Cellular component (GO): cell septum; cytoplasm
Source: RefSeq, a predicted model, not a curated record